Molecule: messenger RNA, 2795 nt
Organism: Lepus europaeus (European hare)
Lineage: Eukaryota; Metazoa; Chordata; Mammalia; Lagomorpha; Leporidae
Gene: UNKL
Product: unk like zinc finger
Molecular function (GO): metal ion binding
Source: RefSeq, a predicted model, not a curated record
AUGCCGUCGGUUUCGAAGGCGGCGGCGGCGGCGAGCGCGUCCCCCCCGCAGACCGAGAAGCCCACGCACUACCGGUACCUGAAGGAGUUCCGCACCGAGCAGUGCGCGCUGUUCCUGCAGCGCCGCUGCGCGCGGCACCGGCCCUUCACCUGCUUCCACUGGCACUUCCGGAGCCAGCAGCGGCGCAGGCCGCUCCGCCGGCGCGACGGCACCUUCAACUACAGCGCGGACGUGUACUGCGCCCAGUACGACGCGGCCUCGGGCCUCUGCCCCGACGGCGACGGGUGUCCCUACCUGCACCGCCCCACCGGGGACACGGAGCGCAAGUACCACCUGCGCUACUACAAGACGGGCACCUGCAUCCAUGAGACGGACGCCCGGGGCCGCUGCGUGAAGAACGGGCCGCACUGCGCCUUCGCGCACGGCCCGCUGGACCUGCGCCCACCCGUGUGUGACAUCAGGGAGCUGCAGGCGCAGGAGGCCCUGCACAGCGGGCAGCCCGGCGGGGGAGGCGCCGGCCCCGACCUGCAGCCCGGGGUCCUGGCGAGCCAGGCCAUGAUCGAGAGGAUCCUGGGCGAGGACCCCCGGUGGCAAGACGCCAGCUUCGUGCUGGGCAGCUACAAGACGGAGCAGUGCCCGAAGCCGCCGCGCCUGUGCCGCCAGGGCUACGCCUGCCCGCACUUCCACAGCAGCCGGGACCGGCGCCGCGACCCCCGCAGGUUCCAGUACCGGUCCACGCCCUGCCCCAGCGUGAAGCUUGGUGAUGAGUGGGGCGAGGCCUCGCGGUGUGAUGGCGGGGACGCCUGCCAGUACUGCCACUCACGCACGGAGCAGCAGUUCCACCCCGAGAUCUACAAGUCCACGAAGUGCUACGACAUGCGCCAGACCGGCUCCUGCCCGCGGGGCCCCUUCUGCGCAUUCGCACACGCCCAGACAGAGAGCCUGGGGACGGCGAGCGACUGGGGCUGCCCGGACCCUGACCCCACCCACAGCACCUCAGCCUCUGGCGUCCAGCUUGUACAGAACCACCUCGCUGUGUUUGCCCUGGCCUCCCCGCUGGCCAGCGUCAGCUCCAGUGUGGCAUCCAGCCUGGCAGGCUCAGGUAGCUCCUCCCCCACGGCUCCGCCCGCCCUGCCCAGCCACGUGCUCCCGUGGGACCCCGCCCCAGGUCCCGCGGCACUGGGCUCGGUGGCACCCGGCACCGCCCUGGGCCACCUGCCCCGCUCCCCGUCGCUGCACUCGUCCUCCUCGCUGUCCACCUCCCCGCGCAGCUCGCUCACCUCGGCCAUGACGCCCCCCCAGCAGCCGCCGCCCCCCGGCCCCGAGCCGGGCUCCCGGGGCUUGGGUCUGAAUGGCGUCCCCGGGAGCGUCUGGGACUACGUUUCCAGCAGCUUCUCUCCCAGCCCAUCCCCCGGCCUGAGUGCUGGCCCCACGUCCUCAAACGCGACUCCUAACGGCACGGAGCUGGCCCGAGUCCGGCGGCAGCUGGACGAGGCCAGGAGGAAGAUCAGGCAGUGGGAAGAGUCCUGGCAGCAGGUCAAGCAGGCCUGCGACGCGUGGCAGCGGGAGGCCCGGGAGGCCCAGGAGCGCGCGCGCGCGGCCGACAGCGACCGACAGGCGGCGCUGCGCAGGAAGGAGGCGGCGGAGGCGCAGGUGCAGCAGCUGCGGGAGGAGCUCGAGGGGCUGGGCGUGGCCUCGCUGCCCGACGUGGGCGCCAUCCCGCUGCCCCAGCUGCACUCCCUGCAGACGCGGCUGCGCCUGGACUUGGAGGCCGUGGACGGGGUGAUCGGCCAGCUCCGCGCCAAGCAGAGUGUGGCCGGCGGAGAGCCGGCCCGGGGCGGCCCCUGCGAGCCGCGUGCCGCCAGCACCCCCGAGUGCCCGCCCCCUCAGUGGUGAGCCCGCGGGCAGCGUGUUCUCCCCAGAACCCGGAGCCGAGCGCGGGGCUGCGUGUCUGCGUUGCUCGCGCUGUUGGUAGCAGGUGCGUGAGGGGGUGGCAGAGCAGCACUGGGGGCCUCCACCUGGGCCUGGCUGUCACUCGGGUGGGGUCCACCCCCAGCCCAGCGUGUGCGCUCAGUGGGGUGGUCCGAGGCCAGCGUGGCUGGGACCCGUGCCCGCCUGUGUCUUGGGGAAGGGACGCAGGGGCUGCAUUCGGAUGUGAUGGGGCCCAGUCUUCUCCCGAGGUGCCUGGUGGCCCCCUCCCCACACCCAGGACCCCCACGAUUCCUGGGGCCAGGGUCCUAGGCUGUUCCAACUGGCACGGUCACCGAUCUGUGUCCAGCCAGGAGGGAAGGGAGGCCCGGCCUGUGCAGCCUGGGUGCCCAAGCAGCUCCAAGGUGCCCACCCUGCUGGGAGGCAGCCCCUGAGCCCGAUGCCACCGGCCGUGGGAGCACUGGCAGGGCAGUGGGGGGGGGGGGGCGUGGACAGCUCGGGGCCCCUGCGGCUCUGGGCUCAACUGCGUCAGCCCUGGAGUGCACGUGUGGUGCGGAGGACCCUAAGGUGGCCUUUGUCGCUCCCGGAUCCAGGAUCCACAGGGCUCCGUGUGCUUGGUGCACCUGCGCCCUGUCACCUGCACUCGUACUUAGCGCCUGCUGCCUUGGGGGCCCCCAGGCUCCAGGCCGGCCCCGCUCCACCCCGAGUCCACCGUGGGUGUGGGGCCUGGGCCCCAGUGUGGGCGCCGGGUCAGUGUUCCGCGUGUAGAGUCUCAGCGCAGGGGGUGUUGAUGGCGCCAUCGUCCCCUGUCAUGGAUGGUUCACAGCUGGUGACACGCGGGUGAAGUUCUUACACUGUGGCAUUUA